Molecule: messenger RNA, 1981 nt
Organism: Oryza brachyantha (malo sina)
Lineage: Eukaryota; Viridiplantae; Streptophyta; Magnoliopsida; Poales; Poaceae
Product: vegetative cell wall protein gp1-like
Exons: 1
Coding region: 289-1815 (508 amino acids)
Biological process (GO): response to heat; protein folding; response to salt stress
Source: RefSeq, a predicted model, not a curated record
UGUGUUUUUUUUCUUCCUUCCCCCUCCAUGGAGAGGAGAUCGAGAAGCAAGGAAGCAUGUCCUUGGCCCUAGCAAGGAGGUGACCCAUGGCACCAAGCUCACUCCAUCCAUGGCUACCUUCUCUAACCUAGGCUCCUGCCAUGUCCAUCAACCAAUCCAAGCUAGAAAUGCAUGAAUCUUGUAUGUAUGUAUAUAUACAAGUGUAAUAUACAAAUGUUUUCACGUCGCUGUCGUGGUUAAAGAUUGCUGACGUGCGCGCUCCGGCGAGCGGCGGCGGCGGCGGCAGCGAUGGAGCAGCGGCGAGCGAUAGCGUACGAGGAGGUGGAGCCGGUGGUGGAGUGGAGGCAGGUCGGGGACGACAGGGACGUGGUGGAGAUCAGCCUGCCGGGGUUCAGGAAGGAGCAGGUGAGGGUGCAGGUGGACAACCACGGCGUGCUCAGGGCCACCGGCGAGCGGCCGGCGGCGGCGAGGGGAGGGAGGUGGGUGCGCUUCAAGAAGGACCUCCGACUGCCGGAGAACUGCGACGCCGACGGCGUCCGUGCCAGGUUCGAAGACCACAAGCUCAUCAUCACCCUCCCCCUCGUCGUCCCCGACACGGUGCCGUGGACGUCCCCGUCGCCGGAGUCCAAGACGCCGCCGAUUCUGUCUCCGCCGCCGCCGCCGCCGCCGCCACCACCUCCUCCUCCUCGUACGCGCACGCGUACGCGUUUUGAACCGCCACCGCCGCCUCCUUCUCCUCCCCGUACGCGUUUUGAGCCGUCGCCGCCGCCGUCACCACCGCCGCGGCCACCACCUGGUCCGCCUCCUACUCUUCCUCCUCGGACUCGUAGCCAUUUUGAGCCAUCGCUGCCGCCGCCGCCGCCUUCUCCUCCUCCGGUGAAAGCUCCUGUUGCCGAGCCGAAGCCCAAGCCGCCACCGUCGUUGCCGCCACCUCCGCCUCCGCCUCCGCCUCCACCACCACCUCCGGCACUUCCUCCUCCUCCAGAACAAGUGUCGCCACCACCACAACCUCCGGCGAUCACCCCUGUUGUCGUCGAGCCAAAGCCCCAGCCACCGCCACCACCACGAGCUCCGACGGCAAAGCCCUCGCCGCCGCUACCACAAACUCCGGCGGAGGCCGGCACGAGUCCUGAACCGCCGUUGCCGCUGCCGCCCGCCGCCGCCGACAAGGCCAUGACAAAGCUACCCAAUAUUACUCCGACACCGGCCACCGGAGACGGCGAUCCAAAGCCAAAGCCAAAACCGCCUCCAUCUCCGCCGCCGCCGAGGUAUUGGGCUCCACCUCCACCUGCAGUAACUGCUCCCGAACCAACUAAACCCGCCGCCGAUGAGCCGAGACCCUCGUCGCCGCUGCGGCGGAAGUUGCCCAAUACCAUUCAGAGACAGCCCGCAGACGGUGGCCGCCCAAAGCCGCCUCCGUCGCCGCCGCCGCCGCCGCCACAGCGGUAUUGGACUCCACAACCUACAGCCAUUAUCCCCGAACCACCAAAGCCCGCCGCCGACAAGCCGGCACGCCCGCCACCGCCGAGCACGAAGGAACCCGAUGUUACCCUCACUGUGCCGAGUCGUCAGGCCGCCUCACCGCCGCCGCCGCGGCUUCCUGUGUCGGCAAAGAGGAAGGAAGUGCAAGAAGUGGCUCGGGUUGGAGCACCAGCAGCAGAGGAGAAGGAAACGAAGGAGCAGCCGCCGCCGUCGACGGCGAGUGGAACUCGGACGGAGGCGGAGAACGAGAGGAGGCUGCUGGUGAACAUGGCGGCGGCGGCAGCGGUGCUCGUCGGGAUCGUCGUGGCCGUGUGGCGCACCUUGAGUAGCUAACUCUUUCUUCCGUUCUGUCUCUGAAGAAACAGAGGAUCACCUUGCAAAGUGUGGUAUACAUAUGUAAUUAAGUGUUUAAUCUGAUGAGAUUACAUGUAAAUUAACACCUGCAAAUUAAUGUGCAUACUCAAAGACCACAUUGACCCAAAUGGCACUACUGAAUUAU